Molecule: messenger RNA, 1426 nt
Organism: Drosophila ficusphila
Lineage: Eukaryota; Metazoa; Arthropoda; Insecta; Diptera; Drosophilidae
Gene: Pex16
Product: peroxisomal membrane protein PEX16
Biological process (GO): peroxisome organization
Cellular component (GO): peroxisomal membrane
Source: RefSeq, a predicted model, not a curated record
ACGCGUCUCCGGAAAAGCCAGAACGCCACAGCUGCACCGAUUUGAUUUACCUGCAAGCCGUAUUUCCACAUUUGUAUUUGGUUUUCCAAGGGACAGGCGAUAUUUUCCAGAUAUAAUGGACACUCUAAAGGGCAUAUUAAAGGCGUACGAGGCUUGGGUGGCCAAAAACCCGGAUGUAGUGGGCGAUUUCGAGACCACCGCCAAGUGGGUUUCCUACUUUAUAGCAGGUCGCAUAUCGUCCUCGAAUGUGCUGAGCGAAUUGGUCUACACACUGUCCAACAUGCUGGUGUUCUAUAACGAUCGGAUCAUCGAACGAGCACGCAGUGCCCGGGACAAUUCGGUGAUCCAGCUGCAAUCGAAACUUUGCUACCGUCUAAAGGUCACGCUGACGACACUCGAAUAUAGCGAGGUUUUCAUCGAGAUAUCGGCUCGCCGGCUAUUCGGUCAAUCCGGCAAGUGGCUGGUGAUAGCGCUAAUACAGGCCUUCAAGGCGGCGGGGCGUUUCUUUAUCUUGAAACACUCGACAUCGGAUAUAAUCACGUCGCCGCCCAUCGCCUCACUAAAUCGAAGGGCUUUGGGUAAGCAGCGCAAAGCUUCAGGCGAUGAUGUGCCUUCCAGCAGCGAUACGCUGCAGUCCCAGCACUCCAUCACCUUCCAAUUAAAGCGAUCUGGCCGUGUAAUCCGCAAAGUAGAGGGGGCACCGCCACUGCAAUACCGAGAUUUUAAGCUCCACAUAGACAACAAUGAGGCGGUCAAGACGCAGAUCCCACGGAAACUACUUCAAGCCGAGUACCUGUAUAUAUCAAAGCCCCUUAUCCACUUGGUAGCCAUGGGUUUGUUUGGUCGGAGAAGCUGGAAGCAGUACAUGGUGGCCCUAUCCAUAGAUCUCUACAGCAUCCAUCUGUACCGCCAGCACCGCGAUCUCAUGUCUAAGCAACAAAAACUGGAGCUGAGUAGGCGAUGCAUCAACAUUCUGUACUUCCUCGUUAGGUCACCGUUUUACGACCGUUUCACCAAAACCAGACUGGAGCGAAUCCUCGACUUUGUGGCGACUAGUGUGCCUAUUGCGAAGGUGGUGGCCGGACCCCUAAAAGAUUACAUUCCCACGUGGCAAAGCACUUACUUCUACCUCUGGUCCACUUAGGCAAUUCAGAGAAAGUACGAAAGUAUUUCCCAUAGGCUAAGUUUUAAAGUUACAGGUGUGGAUGCAUUGGGUGUGAACAGGGUUUGGGCUGAUUUUCGGUCUUUGCGAGUUGUAGGAGCGGAAAGUAAAUCCCUGAACGAUGUAAAAUAAAGGCGAUACAAAUUGAAAUUAUUUUUUCUGCACAAAAAAUAUUGAUAUAAAUUAUAUUUAAUGUUUAAAUAGUAGAGUCAUGAUAAAGCUGCCAAGAUAAAAUAAUAAAUCGCUUAGGUGUAUAGAGCUAGA